Molecule: messenger RNA, 3854 nt
Organism: Ictidomys tridecemlineatus (thirteen-lined ground squirrel)
Lineage: Eukaryota; Metazoa; Chordata; Mammalia; Rodentia; Sciuridae
Source: RefSeq, a predicted model, not a curated record
AUGGCUGCAGCUUACAUGAGGGAUCCUGACAGAGACCUGCAGAAGAACCCCCCAGAUGUCAAGCCAAGCCCUGAUGGUGCCAGCUCAUUGUCCCUGCUCUCCCGGCCUGACUCCUCUGCUCCUUUGGUCCUAGGGGAGCCCUCCCAACCUCCCAAUGGCAGCUGGCCCCAAAGUCAGAAUGGGAGUGAAGCUGAGGUCACCCCGGCUGCCAACCUCACCUUCUCCUCCUACUACCAGCACUCUUCACCGGUGGCCGCCAUGUUCAUCGUGGCCUACGUGCUCAUCUUCCUCCUCUGCAUGGUGGGCAACGCCCUGGUCUGCUUCAUUGUGCUCAAGAACAGGCACAUGCGCACCGUCACCAACAUGUUCAUCCUCAACCUGGCCGUCAGCGACCUGCUGGUGGGCAUCUUCUGCAUGCCCACCACCCUUGUGGACAACCUCAUCACGGGUGAGUGUGGACAAGGGGCCACGCGAGUGUCCCCUGCCCCCCCACCCCACAACUUCAGUGCCAGGGCCCCCCCCCCUCCCAGAUCCCUGCCUCUCUCCCCCCACUCCCGCCACAGGUUCCGCUGCAUCGUGCAUCCUUUCCGCGAGAAGCUGACCCUGCGGAAGGCGCUGGUGACCAUCGUGGUCAUCUGGGCUCUGGCGUUGCUCAUCAUGUGUCCCUCGGCCGUCACGCUGACCGUCACGCGCGAGGAGCACCACUUCAUGGUGGACGCCCGCAACCGCUCCUACCCGCUCUACUCGUGCUGGGAGGCCUGGCCCGAGAAGGGCAUGCGCAAGGUCUACACCGCGGUGCUCUUCGCGCACAUCUACCUGGCGCCGCUGGCGCUCAUCGUGGUCAUGUACGCGCGCAUCGCCCGCAAGCUCUGCAAGGCGUCGGGCCCGGCCCGCGACAACGCGGAGGUGGCGGCCGAGAGCGGGCGCGCGUCGCGGCGCAAGGCCCGGGUGGUGCACAUGCUGGUCAUGGUGGCGCUGUUCUUCACGCUGUCCUGGCUGCCGCUCUGGGCGCUGCUGCUGCUCAUCGACUACGGGCAGCUGAGCGAGCCGCAGCUGCACCUGCUGUCGGUCUACGCCUUCCCCUUCGCGCACUGGCUGGCCUUCUUCCACAGCAGCGCCAACCCCAUCAUCUACGGCUACUUCAACGAGAACUUCCGCCGCGGCUUCCAGGCCGCCUUCCGCGCCCGGCUCUGCCCUCUGCAGUGGGGCCGCCACCACGGCACCUAUUCGGAGCGGCCCGGCUGGCUCCUGCGCAGGAGGGUCUUGAUGGAGGUGCAGCCCAGCGACUCGGGCCUGCCGUCGGAGUCGGGCGCCAGCAGUGGGGCCCCCAGGCCUGGCCGCCCACCGCUGCGGAACGGGCGGGUCGCCCACCAGGGCUUACCCGAGGAGGGGCCUGGCUGCUCCCACCUGCCCCUCACCGUACCAGCAUGGAACAUCUGAGGUGGUCCAGAAAGGGCAGGCCCCUCCCUGCCUGUGGCCCCAACUGCACCUGCGAUACCUGGACACUUACUUGGCAGCUUGGGGCGGAGUUUGAAGAGGAUGCCAAAAUGCCUUCUCAAAAACAAGGCAACAGGCUGCUCGCUGCUCUUGAUGUCCUCUCCCUUCAGAUGGCAGGGAGAGGAAGAAACCUCCUCUCCCCAAACGCUCCCUAUGGGGUAGAUUUGACAACCAUCAUCUCAUUGAAUUCCCACAACGCUUUGGAAAUGGGCUUUCUUAAGCACCUUGUCUUCAACAGAUGCAGAAACAGAGGCCCAGAGAGUAGAGGUGUCUAGCCCAAGAUCGCUCAGCUGGAAAUCUCACUUGGACCUGCCAGGCUCCAGUGCCUGAAUGGUUUUUUUGCCUUCAGCUGUCUCCAAAAGGACCCCAUAAGGGAAGCACAGGGAAACUGAAAAUCCUAACCAACUAGGCAGCUGGGAAGAGACAGGAAGCAAGCCAGCAGAGCUUUGAUGCUCAGAACCCUGUCGUUCAGUCUGUAUGUUCUGUUGCUCAGGCUGCUUCUUUGGACCUUUUGCUGGGAGACCAUGGUGUGCCUCACCUGCCAGCUCCAAUGCGUUGUUUUGUCUUGUUCCAGGAAGUGUCCAGGGCCAUUCUCUUUCAGGAUGUCGCCCUGGGGAGCCUGCUUGUUACAGGGCAUUUUAGACCUGAGCCUAGAGAAGGGAGGAAGAGUCCAUCUCCCACCCCCAUCUCCCAGAGCCCGGCAGUCCCAGUGCAGGGGCUGGGAAGCCAGGUGGAGGUGUGUUUAUUUACUACUGGACAAAGGGGAAGGGAGAGCACUGUUCCUGCUGUCCACCUUUGGAAACCCAUGUGGAGGCUGCAAGUGUGAAGCACGGAGGCCUUUCCUCACUCAUCCUGGGAUAUAGACGCUGGCCAGCUGACUGCAGCUGAGCUCUCCUGGGGGACUCCUGAACCCCUCCCCACAUGGAUGACUCAUGUACCUCAAACAGUGGGAACCAAGAGAUCCUCUGUUCUCUUCAGCUCUCAAUCAGUGGCUUGUGCCACCUGAAGAGUGCAGCUUCUCUUUAGCAGGUGGGAGGAACUGGGUUGCCUCAGGCGCACCUGCAAAAAAUCUGCAGUUGACCGGACAUUUCCCCCCCUCAAUCCAUUGCUGCUUUUGCUAGAAACUGAGUGAAAGGAAAGGAAACAUUUCCCAAGGUCAGGGCUCUGAGGCUCUGAUUAUUUCCUUAAUCAACACACAAUGACUUAACCCUGUUUAUUCCAUUCUAAGCACUGGGAACAGGGACAGAAGAAAAUGCCAAGUAGUUGUCUAAACAGGUCCCCAAACACUGACUGUGUUAUUUCAUUCACACAAACAAGGUUGGCGAUACUGGUAUGGACAUUUUAAAAGUGAGCUCUUAAGGGCCAAGGAGCGGGGUUUGUGUGAGGACACAUCUUCUGACUGUUCUUCCUAUACAGCCUCCUGCCUUUCAGGGAAGGUCAUGGGCAUGGCAGGAAGGAGAGCUGGAAAUUCCCCCAAAGACUUUCUGUCUAAUAGUGAAACAGAAAGCCCACGGAGUAGAAUCCUGGUGCCCAAGAUCUUGGGCUGGGGAAAUGAAUCUAUUGUGUUUGCUCUUGUAAUUUCCGGCCUGACUUGUUCUGUGUAUAAGAUCUAUGAGCCAUGUGUUGAGCAAGCUGCUGAGAUUCCUUAUGACCCUGUCCCGUUCCAAAAGUCUAGGAAUGAUGGAAGGGGGUCUUGCCCCUCAGUGGCCUUAGCUGGUGCCUUGCAUGAUCUUCACUUUUUGUGCCAUAUCUGUGCCCUGAAACGCAUACACCUGGGAGUUGGUGGCUGUUUAUGUGAAGAAUUCUGACGCCAGGCUCUAAAAAUAGACUAAACAAAGGGCCAUCUCAAACCCCAACUGGCUGUGCCUGUGGCUGUCUGGAGCAGACACUGCUCCAGGGUGUGCCUCCUUUAGUAUGGCCUCCUCCAGUGCAAAAACAUAGCCAUUAUGUGUAUUUCUCUCUCAGAAGUGUGUAUGAGAGAGACAGGGAGAGAGGAAGAGAUGGAAGGAGAGAGGGAGAGAGAGAGGGAGGGAGGGAGGGAGGAAGAGGGAGACAGAAACCAAGGCACUCACAAAAACCAACCUUCCCACCAUGGCCCCUUCGCUUUAUUUCUCCUAAAGAUGCCAUGUUUUGAGAGGUGGUGACUGCCGGCAGAAGAAAACAAAAUUCCUGCACACAGCGUUCACAAUCCAUAUAUUUUGUUGUAUUUUUUAUUUAAAACUAUCAGAGGCUGCCCAUCCAGAGACUGGAUCUGAUGACACAACCUGACGCUUUGGUGAAGCCCUGGGGCCUUGUGAGGGACGGGGAACUGGUUUGUUUCUUUGUGAAUGUGGUGAAAUACACACAACAUGAAUCUU